Molecule: messenger RNA, 1182 nt
Organism: Ostrinia furnacalis (Asian corn borer)
Lineage: Eukaryota; Metazoa; Arthropoda; Insecta; Lepidoptera; Crambidae
Product: alpha-tocopherol transfer protein-like
Exons: 3
Coding region: 1-399 (132 amino acids)
Cellular component (GO): membrane
Molecular function (GO): phosphatidylinositol bisphosphate binding
Source: RefSeq, a predicted model, not a curated record
AUGUCCAAGGGCUUCCGCAAAUUCUUCGUGUACCUGCAAGAGGCGCUGCCAGUGCGUAUGCGAGCCAUCCACAUCCUGAACACCGAGCCGGUGCUGGACAAGCUGCUGCUCAUCAUCAAGCCGUUUAUGGAGAAGAAGUUCUAUGAUAUGCUAAACUUCCACCACAAAGAUGAGGACCUCGAAUCAUUCUUCGAGACCGUCAUCCCUCGUUCGGUCAUUCCCCAAGACCAUGGCGGCACCCUUCCCGACACCCAGACCUUGCACAAGAAGUGCAUGCAGUUCUUACAAGCUAUGGAGCCCUACUUCAGGGAGGAGGAGGAACAGAGGAUCCUGGCCCUCCCGGAUAAGAAGCGGGAUAAGGCCAUGGAAAAGGCUUUCAAGAAUCUGGAUAUUGAUUAAGGUGGAGUAUGGUAUUGGUUUGGAGUUUCGCACACUAAUCGCCGGUAUCAAGUAAUAGGCCUUAUUUUAGGAAGAAUUAUGCCCGUUUUCACCAACAAUCCCUAAUUUCAAUUUUUAUUGUAACAUAACAGGAAUUUUGUUUUCAUAGGGAUCACUUAAAAGUUAGGAAUAGUUGGUGAAAACGGGUAUUAGCCAAGUAAAGUAUUGAACUUCCAUUGAUCCAAAGUUAAAUGAACUAAGAAAAGAAGAUAAAAUGAAGUAGGCAAGAAGAUGGAAAAUCCGUUUGCGGAUAGUGUGCGGUACUUUUAGAUUUUUGUUGGUUAUUAUUAUGACAAAUUUUCAGCAUUUUAUUGUUAGAAUUUAACCUGCCGUAGUUAUUAGGCUGUUAAUACGUUAAUUGUUGUAUUGUAUUGUAUAUUUCGUUCGUUUGAUCCUAUAGUUUCUAUUAACAUUGUUCGAUUGUAAAUAUCAAUAAAAAACAUUCCUCAACAUGUAUUUGUGUACAGUCAGCGUCAAAAAACAAGCCGAAAAUAUAAAGCAUUAAAAACUAAUUAGACUGUAAUGUAAGUUGACUGUAGGUACAUUAAACUACACAUUUUUGAAUUGAAUAAGAUUCUAAUGCUUAACUAGAUGUGCCGUGGUCCGUACCACCAUUCCAGCGCAGUAUAAAUUCUGCCUUUGGUAAUUUAGUAAAAAAUAUUGACCAUGUAUUUUGUCAUAUAAAAAUUGCACAUAUUUUCGUAAUAUGUAUGACAGUCGACCGCACAUCAACCUCUCACAAAA